This is a messenger RNA of Iphiclides podalirius (scarce swallowtail), 261 nucleotides long. The record is from the annotation of a GenBank genome assembly. NCBI's taxonomy places the organism in Eukaryota, Metazoa, Arthropoda, Insecta, Lepidoptera, Papilionidae.
AUGGCAGGGUGGGGUGGGGCCAACGCACCGUACGCUUUGUUGCAUAUCCCGACGCCUCGAGACGCACCGCACACACGCACACGCCUAUCGGUGGCCACUUUCCGCAUGUUCAGCCACACGGGGGGAGGGGCGGUCGCGCCCGUCUGUCUAAGGGGCGAACGCGUGAGGGCGGGAAUGAAUGCACGGGCCGACGCGCACACGGCCGACACCAGCCCUACCCGCGCCCCUAGGGCUUCGCCCUCGACCCACAAUGUAACCGCC